GUCACGGUAAAAGUCUACUUUGAUGUGGCCAUUGACGGCAAGUCGGCCGGCCGCAUCACCAUGGGCUUAUUUGGCAAUGCCGUUCCGUUGACGGCGGAGAAUUUCAGGCAGCUCUGCACAGGCGCUUGGGCCGCCCUCCCUGCCCCACCGGCGGCACUGCACACGGGAUGUGCGGACCGCUUUGCGAUAGGCGAGGCGGGAGGCUCGCUCACUUUCGAGGGCUCUCGAUUCCACAGAGUCAUUCCCGGGUUUAUGAUCCAGGGAGGAGACAUCACAGCAGGCGAACGCUCCCAAGCGUUCGCACAGCAUUCCGCACUCUCGUAUACCCGCUCGAGCGAUGGCACUGGAGGCGAGUCCAUAUACGGAAAGACGUUCGCGGACGAGAGCUUUGCCAUCAAGCACGGCGGGCCGGGCACGCUCUCGAUGGCCAACGCGGGUGCGCACGCUGUGCUGGCAGGCUCACAAUUCUUCAUCACGCUGGAAGCGACGCCCUGGCUCAACGGUCGGCAUGUGGUCUUUGGCCAGGUACUCGACGGCAUGGACGUGGUCAAGGCGAUUGAGGCGGUCGGCUCAGAUUCCGGAGACACCUCCAAGGAGGUGUCAAUCGUGGCGUCCGGGGAGAUCGCA
Molecule: messenger RNA, 627 nt
Organism: Emiliania huxleyi CCMP1516
Lineage: Eukaryota; Haptophyta; Isochrysidales; Noelaerhabdaceae
Exons: 5
Biological process (GO): protein folding; protein peptidyl-prolyl isomerization
Cellular component (GO): intracellular membrane-bounded organelle
Molecular function (GO): peptidyl-prolyl cis-trans isomerase activity
Source: RefSeq, a predicted model, not a curated record